Messenger RNA from Lachancea thermotolerans CBS 6340, 1305 nucleotides. RefSeq names its product ornithine-oxo-acid transaminase (gene CAR2). Gene Ontology annotation, cellular component: cytoplasm. The record is from RefSeq and is a predicted model, not a curated record. The transcript has a single exon. The coding region runs from base 1 to 1305 and encodes 434 amino acids. Gene Ontology annotation, molecular function: identical protein binding; L-ornithine transaminase activity; pyridoxal phosphate binding. NCBI's taxonomy places the organism in Eukaryota, Fungi, Ascomycota, Saccharomycetes, Saccharomycetales, Saccharomycetaceae.
AUGGCAUCCGUUAACGUAAACCUAUCUUCUAAGCAGACGGUCGAGCUCGAGCAGGAGUACUCGGCCCACAACUACCACCCUCUCCCUGUGGUGUUCCACAAAGCGCUCGGCGCGCACGUAUGGGACCCUGAGGGCAAGGAAUACCUGGACUUUUUGUCGGCGUACUCGGCGGUCAACCAGGGCCACUGCCACCCAGAGAUCAUCGCCGCGCUGGUGGACCAGGCGUCGAAGCUGACCCUGUCGUCGCGUGCGUUCUCCAACGACGUGUUCGCCGCGUUCGCUAAGUACGUUACCGAGUACUUCAACUACGAGAUGAUGCUGCCCAUGAACACCGGUGCGGAGGCGGUCGAGACCGCCUUGAAGCUCGCCAGACGCUGGGGCUACAUGAAGAAGGGCAUCCCCGAUAACCAGGCCAUCAUCCUGGGUGCGCACAGCAACUUCCACGGCCGUACCUUCGGCGCGAUCUCUCUCUCCACCGACGAAGACUCGCGUAACAAGUUCGGCCCCUUCCUGGAAAACACCACCUCCAAGAUCCCCGGCACCACCGACAGAUACCUGCGCUACGGCGUGGUGGAGGACGUGGAGCUGGCUUUCCAAAACGCCGGCGACUGCAUCGCUGCGCUGAUCGUCGAGCCCAUCCAGGGUGAGGCCGGUAUCGUGGUCCCCAGGGCCGACUACUUGACCAAGGUCCAGCAGCUGUGCCGCAAAUACAACGUUUUGUUGAUCUGCGAUGAGAUCCAGACCGGUAUCGCUAGAACUGGUAAGAUGCUGUGCUACGAGCACUCUCCAGACGUGAAGCCAGACAUUAUCUUGCUGGGCAAAGCCAUUUCCGGCGGUGUCUUGCCAGUCUCCUGUGUCUUGUCUUCUAAGGACAUCAUGUUGUGCUUCGAGCCUGGCUCUCACGGCUCCACCUACGGUGGUAACCCACUGGCUUCGCGUGUUGCAAUUGCGGCCCUUGAAGUUGUGAGAAAAGAGAACUUGGUUCAAAGAGCCCAAGACUUGGGCGAGUUCCUGCAGGGCGAGCUUGAGAAGCUGCGGGACUCUUCGAACGGCAUUAUUUCUGAGGUUCGCGGUAAGGGCCUGCUGACUGCUAUUGUGAUCGACCCUAAGCGUGCCAACGGCAGAUCCGCCUGGGACCUCUGUCUCCUGAUGAAGGACCAGGGAGUUUUGGCCAAGCCCACUCACGAGCACAUCAUCAGAUUGGCACCACCUUUGGUUAUCUCAAAGGAGGAUUUGCUGAAGGGUGUGGACGCCAUCAGAAAAUCUUUGGAGCUAUUGCCAACCGUGGAAAAGGCGGCUCACUAG